AUGGGUGCACAGCAUCUUCAAAGCAUGCACGAUAGCGGCACGAUUACGCCCCCGCUUACACCCAGCAUAUCACAUGCAAAGUCCGCAUCUGGGUCUUCGGACUUGUUGAACUCACUAUCUACUCUACGACGUGGGGAUUCGGUAUCUUCGAUUAACCGGCCCCGCCUGUCACUGGAUGAAUCACCACGUGCUGGAAGCACUGAGCUCAUCAUCUUUCCACACCACUUGACAGACUACGAGAUCCGCACAGAUGAGCGCGGUCGAAUGAAGAAGAUUGGCGAGGGUGCAUGGAGUGACGUCUACCUAGCGACGCCGUGCUCACCCAAGCCGACCGAGCAGUCUUCAUCACCGACGCCCUAUAGCCCUGAGAUGACGCCUCCCCUGACACCAGUAAAGACGGUCGAAUCGGCUAUGGCCCUCAACCUGGUACCCACAACGCCCUCCCUCUACGCCGUCAAGAAGCCAGCUAUGACAAGCGCAAAGAAGGUUCUCGAGGCGGAAGCACGCAUCCUCUCGUACCUAUCCCGGUACCCCAACGCCACCGACCACAUCGUCCCCUUCUACGGCCUCGACCCACGCAACGGCUCACUCCUCCUGCAAGCCAUGGACGACACGCUGGAAGGCUGGAUCCAAAAGCACCUCAACACCCUUGACCCAGCCUCACGGGCCACCAAACUCGCCGCCGUCUUCCCCAGCAUCGCCCACUCCCUCAUCACCUCGCUGCAGUGGAUGCAAGAACACUUCUGCACCCACGCCGACAUCAAACCCUCCAACAUCCUCGUCUCGACCAACUUUCUCGGCUCAAACGGCAUCAUCCCAAAGCCAGUCUACACAGACUUCUCCUCCACCAUCCUCUCUCUUCCUGACAACGACGCCACAAUCACAUCACAAACCUCAGGCCCCUUCGGCGCAGGAACGUGGGAUUACCUAGACCCCUGUCUCCUCACCACCAUGACAUCUUCCUCACCUUCGCCUUCCUCAGACCUCUGGUCCCUGGCCAUCACUCUGCUCUUCCUCAUCUUGGGCUCGUCGCCUUAUGACGCUUUCAGGGGGAAUAAGUACCAGCAGCGGGAGAUGAUCAAGGCCGGUCAGCCACUGCAGUGCAUGGGCUAUGACGAUCAAGGCAUGGAGAAUAUCAAACGUCUUAGGGGGUUGAGCAAGAUGCUGGGUAGGGAUUUGGGCGCCUGGUUUGGCAAGGUGCUAGUUAAGGAUGCGGGAAAACGGGUAGGGAUACAGGAGUGGAAGGCGGAGUUGGAGGGCUUGUUGUAG
This is a messenger RNA of Pyrenophora tritici-repentis Pt-1C-BFP, 1269 nucleotides long. RefSeq names its product SPS1, Serine-threonine protein kinase. The record is from RefSeq and is a predicted model, not a curated record. Lineage: Eukaryota; Fungi; Ascomycota; Dothideomycetes; Pleosporales; Pleosporaceae. Gene Ontology annotation, cellular component: nucleus; cytoplasm. Gene Ontology annotation, molecular function: protein serine/threonine kinase activity; ATP binding. Gene Ontology annotation, biological process: mitotic DNA damage checkpoint signaling; protein phosphorylation.